GGUGUUACGCGUCCGGAUAACGCAGUAGCAUCAGAGGGAUUUGUAGAUUCAGCGAACCACCAUGCUGAGUUAUCGAGAUUGUUGGUACCAUCUUGGUAUAACAUUACUCAUAGCCUUCUUCAUUCCUGAUCAAGGCUUGGCUGUUAUCAACCUGCAGGACAAACACGUCAGUCAAAGCAGUAAUUAUAACGAUGCGUACCCUUCCAAAGCCGUGGAUGGUGACAUUUACUCAAUAUCACACACGCAGUGUAGCGGAUACCAGUGGUGGAGAGUUGAUCUUGUAACUACCUACUGCGUGGAAAGGAUCACCAUUGUCAAUAGACUCGACGGAUACGGCGAUCGAUUAGCCGGAGCCGUAGUGAGAGCUGGGGUGAAUUCAGUUCACUCACAGAACCAACAGAUCGGAUCGGCGGUCAGCUCCAGUCAAGCCUCUCCUGACGGACAGACGAUUCAUUUCGUGGCCAAUCCCAGCGUUAGGGCUCGGUACGUCAGUGUGGAGCUUUCGAACAAUUGCUUACAACUGGCUGAGCUAAGGAUUGAGGAAGAAGCCCCAGAUCCAGUCAGCUCACUGCAAAUUUCCCAACCCGUCGGUACCUCUCACAAUCAACUUGUAGUCACAUGGACUGAGCCAGCCAACCACUGUCCAGUUGAUGCCUACAUCAUCAGAUAUACACUGACUAGGAUAAAAGCAUGUAGCACGAACAUCUCCAAUCCUGUUACCGUCUCCCAAACUGUUGCAAGCAGUGUCACUUCUGAGACCCUGGACAACUUGAAACCCUACUCUGAGUACUCGGUGUCCGUGGUUGCUGGCAAUUCAGCGGGGUAUUCAAUUGCACUGGAGGCCUAUGGAGAAACCAGUGCAAUAGAGCCAAGCUUUCUACCAACAGUGACUGUGCUGGAGACUACAUCCACUACAUUACGUUACUCCUGGAAUGAAAUCCCGUGUGAUGAGGUGAACGGCCCAUCAUCAUCCUAUCAAUAUCGCGUGUCAGUGACUGACAUCUCCAUUCGUGGAUCCCAGUCUCACCCUACUCAUUACCGCGCAACAAGAACUGCGGGGUGGCUUAAACCCUGUAGACCAUACAGUAUAAAGAUGGCUGCUAUCAAUGACAUUGGCCUUGGACCUUACGGCAGUGCUCAAGAGGUGACAACCCCGAGCGGUGUUGUUUUGGGUCUGUCUGCUAAUGCUGUGAAUGGCUACCCAACAAUGCUGCAAGUAAGUUGGAAUCGACCGUCUGCCAACUGUAUCAUAACCGACUACACUCUGAGCUACAGUUUGACUCGGAUGGUGAAUUGUGAAACCGAGGUCAGCAAUCGAAUAGUUGCUGGGACAACGGCAGACACUGAGUACAGUAUUACGGGCCUUUCACCGUACUCUAAUUACACCAUUUAUGUAGCAGCCAGGACAUCAGCUGGAGAGGGAGAUGAAUUGUUUGUUCAUGGAAUCACAGCAGAAGCAGUGCCCACAGAACCUCCAAGUGAUGUUAUCAACACAUCAAGGCAGAAACAAGGACUGAGGUUCGAGUGGCAGCCACCACCCUGCCUGGGUCGCCGGGGUGUCAUCACAGGAUACGGGUACCGACUACUGGAUCUAGAAAGAGGAGGGGCAGAUAUUACUGAAAACACCCCUUCGUAUGAGAGGCAAGCUGAAAUCAGCGGACUGGUACCCUGCACACUGUACUCAUUCCAAGUCCUAGCACGUACUGCAGCUGGUGAUGGUCCAUAUAGUGAGGCGAUAAGGCUACGCACAGGCCUAGGAAGUGAGUAA
Acanthaster planci (crown-of-thorns starfish) is the source of this 1768-nucleotide messenger RNA. RefSeq lists its product as uncharacterized. Gene Ontology annotation, cellular component: plasma membrane; signaling receptor complex. Gene Ontology annotation, biological process: positive regulation of kinase activity; multicellular organism development; cell surface receptor protein tyrosine kinase signaling pathway. Gene Ontology annotation, molecular function: ATP binding; protein binding; transmembrane receptor protein tyrosine kinase activity. The record is from RefSeq and is a predicted model, not a curated record. Lineage: Eukaryota; Metazoa; Echinodermata; Asteroidea; Valvatida; Acanthasteridae.